AAGAAGGGAAGGUAAUAGAGAAAUUCAACUGUACUGCACUUUUACUCUAUCUCUCGAGAACAUCUUAACCUGUUACCGGUCCUUCCGGUAUCUUCUGCGACUUCUCAAGUCACGACUACCCUCUCGUCUUCUCUGUGCAGCCUCAAAUCCUUCUCUUCCGUUGCAGCCCAGAACCUCUAUCAGUUUUUUGUCUGCUCAAUCCCUUUGUUUUGCCUGGAGUCGUGGAGGGUUUCUUGCUGCGAAUCCGUGUUGAAGUUUACUCCUUUCGGGGCGUUUUCGAGCUCUGGUCAUGUCAAAUUCCUCACUUUCGCUGGUAAGAUAUCGUUUUUGAAAUGUCUUUCGAAGGAUCUUGGAUGUCGUUUUUCAGCUUCGAGGUUCAGCCUGGCAUCACUUUCAGGUCUGAAGUUAUGUUGCAAAGUUUCCUAAUCCUACAGUUUGAUAGCUGAAUCCUCUGUGUCUCAGAGGACUACAUUCAAGACUAUAACUUGGUGCGCCCUGUUUGAUAAAAAAAUGGCAGAAAUAUUUAGUUACACAGCUUGCAGACAGUUGUCCCAAUUGCUCUUGUCGAUCAUCUUCUUUCAUGGGUCUGAGUAUAUCCUCGCAGUCGCCUAUCAUGGAAGAUCAAAUGUAACUCUUAAGUCCCUCUUGAUCAGCCGAAAUUAUCUUCUUGCAAUGUUCUUUUCGCUGGUGGAGUAUCUUCUUGAAGUUUCUGUAUUUCCAGCUUUGAAAGAAUGCUGGUGGAUCAGCAAUUUCGGUUUAGCCAUGAUUGUAGUUGGGGAAAUCAUUAGGAAGAUGGCAAUCAUCACUGCUGGGCAGGCGUUCACGCAUUUGAUCAAAAUAUAUCAUGAGGAUCAUCACAAGCUGGUAACUCACGGAAUCUAUCGGUUCAUCCGUCAUCCUGGAUAUUGCGGAUUUUUCAUCUGGUCGGUCGGGACUCAGAUAAUGCUGUGCAAUCCCGUGUCAACGCUUGUGUUCGCAGCAGUCGUUUGGCACUUCUUUGCGACACGGAUACCGUAUGAAGAGUUUUUCUUAAGACAAUUCUUUGGGCGAGAGUAUGAGGAAUACGCCCAAACUGUUAUUUCCGGGGUCCCAUUUGUGAAGUGAGUUCUCCAUGUGAAGGUCUCAGGAAAGAGUAUAGCAUCCUAGAUUCAGUUAAUAUUGUCUAGUGGAGGCCUCUAUGUAGCAAAUUAAAUUGGAUUGGACAAUGUCGAGGCCUCUAUUUGUAGAUGAAACUCUUUGAGCCCUUCAGCUACAGAUUGGACUAUUUAUCAGUUGUAAAGCGCAAUUUUGCAAAUUGUCAAAUCAUCUUUGCUCAGCAUGUUUGUUUUGAAAAUUGUUGUGCAAACUUGACAAUUUACUACAUGAAGACUCAUCGUGCUUGUCCUUAGGUAUCUCUUAUGUAAUGGUUGUGUUACAUUUUAGAACA
Molecule: messenger RNA, 1426 nt
Organism: Rhodamnia argentea
Lineage: Eukaryota; Viridiplantae; Streptophyta; Magnoliopsida; Myrtales; Myrtaceae
Product: protein-S-isoprenylcysteine O-methyltransferase A
Exons: 2
Coding region: 511-1104 (197 amino acids)
Biological process (GO): C-terminal protein methylation
Cellular component (GO): membrane; endoplasmic reticulum
Molecular function (GO): protein C-terminal S-isoprenylcysteine carboxyl O-methyltransferase activity
Source: RefSeq, a predicted model, not a curated record